Emericellopsis cladophorae is the source of this 1824-nucleotide messenger RNA. RefSeq lists its product as uncharacterized. Lineage: Eukaryota; Fungi; Ascomycota; Sordariomycetes; Hypocreales; Bionectriaceae. The transcript has 2 exons. The record is from RefSeq and is a predicted model, not a curated record. Bases 1 to 1824 code for a protein of 607 amino acids.
AUGCCGAGCUUCUUCCAGUUCACACAAGGCACCGAGUCCCGCGUUCGCGUCAACAAUAGCGACUCCUCGCCUCUACUAGGCCGCUAUCGCGCCGUGCUUCCUCAACAGCGUGGCCCGCGAAGGAAGACGAGUCAACUCGGUCUGCUCGCGAACAGUGGCAGUGGUAGUGUACACGUCGGGUAUGGCGCGCUCCUCGUGUCCGACAGCGACGACGACGACGACGAGGAUGGAGACGAUGGAGAUAUCGAAGAUGGGCUGAAAGCGUGGCAGAGGUGGUGGCAGCGAUGGAUCGUGGAUCUGUGGGUGAACCCGAGGCAGGCAGCUGUCAGGCGAGUCGUGGGCCAGUGGUACAUGCGGUACGGCUUCCUGGUGUUCCUUCCGGCGGCGUUGACGGUCGCCUGGUGCUCCCUACCGUUCCCGCAAUAUUCCCUCCCCGAGGAGGAGGAUGACGAGGACCAGUUGCGUGCGCCUGGGGACAGAACGCCCGGUCAUGGAAAGGCCAGGGUGCUGGUGAAUUUCUGGUUCUUCGUCUUCGUCUACUACGGACUCUACAAUGUCACGGCGCUCUUCUGGAUUACCAAGAUCUUCAACCUGUACAGCCUCAACUGGUGGCCUUCGUCCCUGGGAUUUCCCCUUACGGUGUCGAUCAUUGCGAUGCUGUCGGUUGCGGGGCCUAUUCCAAUUUAUCACAUUGACAAGACGCGCUUCCUGACGAUGCAUAACACGUCCUGGAUCUCUUGGACUUUUAUCAUCAUGGCCUUGCCGGUGGCUAUUGCCUUUCUGAUUCUGAGGAACAACGAACGCCAUCUGGGCUUGCGUAACUCGCUGUCGGAAACGCAGAGGAUCUUCACAUCGUCGUGGUGGACCAGUGACACGGAGACGUUCACCAGACGAGACAGAAGGCGUGCGCCCGUCACUGACGAUCUGUUCGACCCGACGAUCGCACCAAGUGGGGGUCUCCCACGCCCUCGAGGCAGGGCCGCACGGACGCGGUGGUUCCCCGCCAGUUUUGUUCGCUUCCUCUGGUUCUGCGUGGCGCUCUUCAUAGGGCUGAUGGCGUACGUUCUUGGCGAGGCGUAUGCUGAGCUCUACCUGCGAACGCUACCCCACGACAGUUGGGAGACGGUGGUGUAUGUCUAUGGAUGGGUGGUCACGGUGCAUCUGCUCGAUGCGCUGACAGGCUGGGUGCUUGGCAUCCGCGAGGGCGAGCGUGUAGGGAGCUACCCCUUGAGUUGGGUUUUCAAGCUCUAUUUCAUGCUCACUUACCAAACCUAUGUGCGUGCUCUCUACGCCCGGUUGCGUUCCCCAAAGCAGUUUGUCAUUCUUCAGAUUCUCUCAUCAGCCCGCCUCGUUGUCCUCACGCCCAUCAUGAUGACACCGCUUUUUCACCGCAUCUUGACGAUUCUCGGCCUUACCACGCUCUCAUUCGGAACUUACCAGAAGCUACAGACACGCAACGUCUUCAUUCGCUUCCUCGCAGAGAAUGCGUCGAUGGCGACCUUUCUCGGCAGCAUCCUCGUGGUGCACUUUGGGCCCAACAAGGAUGUCUACCCCUACUUUGCCUUUGACAAGAGUAGCGAUAGCGGAGAUGAUUAUGACUUUGACAUGACUUUCUGGGCGUCUGGCGUGACGUGGGCAUGCGAGCUUGUCGCGAGCCUGGUGGUGCGAGGGCUGAUCAGUUUCUUCUUCAAGGUCGACGUUGGAUUAGAGGGCCGGAUGGAUCUAGCCGUGUGGCCAGAGUUGCUGCCGACUUCUGUUGCGGCGACACUGCAUGUGCUCCAGAACAUGCUGUUCUCGAUUGUUCGCUUGCGGUUCAAAGCCUAG